GGACAAAAAAAAAAUAGUGUAUUGUUAAAAUCUGAUGAUAAUCGGUUUGAGAGAGCUCGCUCUUUGGUUCACCUCAACACAGAAAAUGAUCAUCAAAUUGAUGGAAACAAUUGCUUCAUUCCUAAGUUAACUGACAGUCACCGGAGCAAUCGAGCCGAUCACCGGAACUUUUUCCCUCGAGAUAACCCCACAAGAUCUCCGAAAGCCCCGUAUGUUUCGAGCCUACCGAAACUUUCUCCCCCGAGAUAAUAACCCCACAAGAUAUCCCAAACCCCUCAUCAUCCCCAACCGCCUAGGCUCGCGAUCAUAUUCCAAACUCCAAAAGAUUUCUUCACAAAUCUCACUUCCUUCGAGAGAAUUUCAGCUUGAAAUUACGUCCACAAAUCUUUCGAAGUCUUCGUGCAGCAUUACAUUAGAUAAUCGGUUUAUUCAUCUUUGCCCGUUAUCCGCAAUUGUAAAGGAAGUGUUAUCAUCAAUGUUACCAUUGUCAUCAAGCAACAUUGGUGCUGAAACUUCCUUUCUAUACAAGUGGACAAUCUUCAGUGCAAGCUUCUGUGUACUCAUUGCUCUUAUCCUCUCAAUGUGUCUAAUGUUUGAGCACUUAUCUGCAUACAAUCAACCUGAGGAGCAGAAGUUUCUAAUUGGGCUUAUCCUAAUGGUCCCUGUUUAUGCAUUGGUAUCGCUUUUGUCACUGUUGGAUUCAGAUGCUGCAUUCAACUAUGAAGUAGUCAGGGAUUGCUAUGAAGCUUUUGCAUUAUAUUGCUUUGAGAGAUAUCUCAUAGCCUGCUUAGGUGGAGAGGAUAAUACUAUUAAAUUCAUGGAAAGUAAAAGCCUAAUCACCUCAAGCAUCCCACUUAUAGAAGAAUCAUAUACUUAUGGAAUUGUGGAACAUCCUUUUCCACUGAAUUACAUGUUGAGGGAGUGGUAUCUUGGCUCUGAUUUCUACCAAGCUGUAAAAAUUGGGAUUGUUCAAUACAUGAUCCUGAAGCCCAUAUGUGCACUUCUAGCAAUAUUUUUUCAGUUUCUUGGAGUUUAUGGUGAAGGAAAAUUUGAAUGGGGAUACGCCUAUCCAUACUUGGCACUAGUCCUUAACUUCAGCCAAAGUUGGGCCUUGUAUUGCCUCAUACAGUUCUAUUCAGUAAUCAAAGAUAAGUUAGCACCAAUUAAACCUUUAGCCAAGUUUCUGACUUUUAAGUCAAUAGUAUUCUUAACAUGGUGGCAAGGUGUUGCUGUUGCCUUUCUUUUUUCCAUGGGUGCCCUUCAAGGUUCUUUAGCUCAAGAACUAAAAACCCGCAUUCAAGAUUACAUCAUCUGUAUCGAGAUGGGUGUUGCUGCAGUGGUGCAUCUAUAUGUAUUUCCAGCAGCACCUUACAAACGAGGUGAAAGAUGCGUACGCAAUGUUGCUGUGAUGGAGGACUAUGCAUCUUUAGGUUCGGAACCUGCUCCGGAUGAGGUUCGGGAUUGUGAGAGAACCACAAAAUUACGGUUUAGUCCUCAUGGUGAAAUCGAAAAGCGUAUGAAGUUACAUCAAAGUGUUCGUGAUGUGGUUGUUGGAAGCGGUGAAAUCAUGGUUGAUGAUAUGAAGUUUACGGUGUCGCAUGUGGUGGAGCCGGUUGAAAGGGGAAUAGCGAAAAUAAAUAAAACUUUUCAUGAGAUAUCAAAGAAUGUGAAACGACAUGAGAAGAGAAUAAAGAGCUCUAAAGAUGAUAUUCAUGUUAUCCCUUUAAAUUCAUGGAGUAAGGAAUUUUCUGAAGGGGAUGAUGAUGGAGUAGGAGGGAGUUUUAGUGACAGUAGUGUCUUUGAAGGGAGGAGGCCACGUCAGCAAUCGAAAUCAAAUUACAUAUUUGGAUAUCAUCUAUACAGCUGGGUGAUUAAGAUACUUGAUUCUGUUACCACUAUAACUAAUGCGGACUCGGGAAUGUGGGGUCCACGGACAAACGCCUCUGGUGGGUUCAAAGGGCGAGAUCUAGGGGCAUUGCCUAUAGCGGGUCGAAGGGUAGAGCCCUUGGCGGGCCAGAUCCUUAAUGAAAAAAUUGACCCGGAGAAAAUUGCCCACAAAUAUCAACUGUCACAACCGUUGGAAAUAGUUGUUACUUUUCCCACCAAAUUAACCGAAUUAAACUGCCAUCUUCUUUAUAAAUUGAUGGGAAUAGUUGUACUACUGAAACUUUAG
Molecule: messenger RNA, 2173 nt
Organism: Lactuca saligna
Lineage: Eukaryota; Viridiplantae; Streptophyta; Magnoliopsida; Asterales; Asteraceae
Source: the annotation of a GenBank genome assembly